Brettanomyces bruxellensis is the source of this 651-nucleotide messenger RNA. RefSeq lists its product as uncharacterized. The record is from RefSeq and is a predicted model, not a curated record. Gene Ontology annotation, cellular component: Golgi apparatus; endoplasmic reticulum; endoplasmic reticulum-Golgi intermediate compartment. NCBI's taxonomy places the organism in Eukaryota, Fungi, Ascomycota, Pichiomycetes, Pichiales, Pichiaceae. Gene Ontology annotation, biological process: intracellular protein transport; endoplasmic reticulum to Golgi vesicle-mediated transport; Golgi organization. Bases 1 to 651 code for a protein of 216 amino acids. The transcript has a single exon.
AUGUUUUUGACCUCCUUGUGUGCGAUAAUAUUGGCCCUUUUCCAAAUUUCAGCGGUCACCGCACUUAGAUUCGAAGUGCCAGCAUUACUACAACCUACUUCACAAUGUGUGCGUGAGUUUGUCUCCGAUGGCCAGCUUGUUGUUGUGACGAUCAAUACUGAUGGCCAAAGUGGCGAUGGCCAAAUUUUGUCCGUCAAGAUUUCCGGGGCAGAUGGCAGUGAAUACCGUAGAAAGGAUAAUGUCGUUGGUUCGUUUAAGGUGGCAUUUACCGCAAAAUCUUCCUCUUCGUUUGAUAUUUGCUUUGAGAAUAAGAUCCAGCCAGGAUUUAGAUCCAACGGCAGAGAUCUUAAGAGACAAAUCGAGUUGGAUGUUGAGGCUGGAGCAGCUGCCAGAGAUUGGAAUGCUAUUCAGGCUGCUGAAAAAUUGAAGCCGGCUGAAGUCGAGUUGAGAAAGACAGAUGAAAUGAUUGAUGACAUUGCCUCUGAGUUAGAAUACCUAGUUAGAAGGGAAGAAAGGUUAAGAGAUACUAAUGAGUCUACGAAUAGAAGAGUGCGUAACUUCGGUAUUUUGAUCAUUGUUGUUCUUCUUUCCGUUGGUAUGUAUCAAAUCAGAUACAUGAGAAACUACUUCCGUUCAAAGCACAUUCUAUGA